AUGCACCUCCCGCACCUCCUCCUCCUAAGCGCCACGCUCCUCGCGUCGUCGACUACCGCCUGCAAAUUCAUCUUCUACAACGACGCGUCCAAAGAAGUCUUCCACGCCACCAAAUCCGGAUGCUACAACGUCGCCUCCAUCAGCACCAGCUCGUACUUUGGCAGCGGGUUCCAGUUUGCGGGGUUGGCGACGGAUACCAAGUGCGGCAAUGCGCUUGUGUUCCAGGCGGCCCAGGUUGGGAGUGGCGGGUUUGUGAUCGGAGGACUUGGGGGGAAGGCGAGUGAUGUGCAUAAGACGAGUUCGUUGCGUUUGACGUGUUAG
Fimicolochytrium jonesii is the source of this 321-nucleotide messenger RNA. RefSeq lists its product as uncharacterized. The transcript has a single exon. The record is from RefSeq and is a predicted model, not a curated record. Lineage: Eukaryota; Fungi; Chytridiomycota; Chytridiomycetes; Spizellomycetales; Powellomycetaceae. Bases 1 to 321 code for a protein of 106 amino acids.